This is a messenger RNA of Euleptes europaea (tarantolino), 389 nucleotides long. RefSeq names its product coiled-coil domain containing 12 (gene CCDC12). The coding region runs from base 1 to 387 and encodes 128 amino acids. Lineage: Eukaryota; Metazoa; Chordata; Lepidosauria; Squamata; Sphaerodactylidae. Gene Ontology annotation, cellular component: U2-type spliceosomal complex; post-mRNA release spliceosomal complex. The record is from RefSeq and is a predicted model, not a curated record. The transcript is spliced from 6 exons.
AUGACCGAGAAGGCCCUUUCUCAGGUUGCUGCCUGCCUAAUCUUAGAAGGCAGCGAGCUCAAGCUGCGGAAUUACACGCCUGAAGACGAGGAGCUCAAGGCGCGGGUGGUGCCUCAGGCUAAGCCAGCCUCAGUGGAGGACAAGGUGAAGGACCAGCUGGAGGCCGCCAAGCCCGAACCCAUCAUCGAAGAAGUGGAUCUGGCAAACCUGGCGCCCAGGAAGCCCGACUGGGAUUUGAAGCGCGACGUUGCCAAGAAACUGGAGAAGCUUGAGAAGCGGACGCAGAGGGCGAUUGCUGAGCUAAUAAGAGAGAGGCUCAGAGGCCAGGAGGAGAACUUGGCAUCGGCCGUUGACUUGGCAAAGCAGGACGGAAGCGACUCAGACUGAGG